GCCGCCCCUCUCCAAAUAAAUCAGCACCAUGACUACUUCUGGGCAUGGAACAAAGAGGAUGCUCUCCCGGGGCCCCGCGCUGCUCCUGGCGCCGCUGCUGCUCCUGUGCCGAGUGGUGGAGAGCCGAGGAGGGAUCAUGGACAGCAUCCAGAGAUUCUCCAACCUGCCAACCUAUCUCCCUGCAAACCCUCACAUCUCCAAUGCUGAUACUUUCUUCUUCCUCAAGGAAGCCAACCAGGAUAUCAUGAGGAACUCCAGUUUGCAGUCUAGGGUGGAUUCAUUCUUUAUAUACAAAGCCAAACAGCCACCUGUCCUAAAUGCCACGUAUGGACCCUUUUCUGUUGAACAACCCGUUCCCUUGGACCUCAUGCUGACUUCUGCAUCUUUUGGUUUCACAAAUAAAUUCACUUUUAAUUGGAAAUUAAAAUCCCACAUAAUCAACAGCUCAAUCUAUUCCAACAAACCCAAAAUACAGACCUUGUUCUAUAUAGCGGGGAAGGACUGGGACGACUACGACUCUGAGGAGAUGCUGCCUUGUGUGAAGAUGUUUGCUUUCCUGGAGUCUAGAGAAGUGGUGGCCAGCUGCAGAUUGACAGGCCACCUGGGAUUAUGUGUUGUGGAGCUGGAAUUGUCUCCCAGCUGGUUCAGCUCCCCUCCACCCCUGCUUGCAGAGGAAACAGCCUCCCUGGAAGGGAUUACUGUGGAGCUCUUCUAUAAGAUUUAUACAGUGGAUGGGGAAUGUUCUCCAGAGGAUGCAAAAUGGGAAAACAAUAUCCAUGCAGGUGAAGAGAAUGAGCACCAGGCUUUGUCAGCUAUGGAGAGGAUUGGUAGCAUCGUUGUUUACCCAAAUCAAGACAAAUUAAAGCAGUCUUCGCUGAGGGUGGAUGAAAAUAUCCUUAUUCACUUACCACUCAGCCCGGUCAGAGAGGGGGACAUUGUGACCUUCCAUGUUUUCCUGGCUGAUUACUCGCUAGCAGACCAGUUUGUAUUAAGGAUCAGGACGGCCCCAGGCGUGAGGAUCUCGGACAUCAGGGUGAGCGACGCGGACCAGUGGGGAGUGCAGGAGGAGACGGACAGCGCCCGGAGCACGGCCACACUCACCUGCGUGCACAACGACCCCGCCGCCACCGACAGAGCAAACAUGACCUCCUACGAGAUCCUGCAGAUGGAUUUUGAGAUUGACAACGGCAGCAGCCUGGCAGGAGCCCAGCAGAUCACCUGGCAGGUGGAGUACCCGCGGGACGACUCGGUCAGCGAGCUCGUGGUGUCCGAGAUCUUCAUCACCCUCCCUAUUUUUAUAGGAAUUGUUCCUCUUGCCAUGGACACAGAAAUCCUCAACACAGCCAUCCUGACGGGCAGGAUGGUGGCAGUGCCCGUCAAGGUGGUGGCCGUGCAGGAGGACGGCUCCGUGGUCGACGUCUCCGACUCCACCGAGUGCAGAUCUGCCGACGAAGACGUGGUCAAGGUUUCUGAGAACUGUGACUCCAUCUUUGUUAAUGGCAAGGAGAUGAAGAGCAAAGUGGACACCAUUGUGAAUUUCACCUACCAGCAUUUCACCACGCAGCUGGAGGUGACGGUCUGGGUCCCGCGGCUGCCGCUGCAGAUCGAGAUCUCUGACACCGAGCUCAGCCAGAUCAAGGGCUGGAGGAUCCCUGUCACCUCCAACAAAAGGCCCACGCGGGACAGCGAGGAUGAGGAGGAUGACGAGAAGAAGGGCAAAGGCUGCACCCUGCAGUACCAGCACGCCCUGGUGAGGGUCCUGACGCAGUUUGUGGCCGAGUCCUCGGAGCUGGGAGGCCACCUGACCUACCUGCUGGGCUCGGAGUGGCAGUUUGACAUCACGGACCUGGUGGCUGAUUUCAUGAAGGUGGAGGAGCCCAAGGUGGCCAAGCUGCAGGAGGGCCGGGUGCUGGCUGGGCGUGAGCAAGGCAUCACCACGGUGCAGGUCCUGUCCCCUCUCUCGGAUUCCAUCCUGGCAGAGAAGACAGUGAUAGUUCUGGAUGACAGGGUGACCAUUGCUGACCUGGGGGUGCAGCUGGUGUCAGGCCUGUCUGUGUCCUUUCAGAGCAGCAAAGGAAACAAGAGAGCCAUCCUUGCCACCACCUCUGCCCACGACAUCCUGCGCACUCCCAAACAGGAGGCUGUGGUGAGUGCUUGGGUUCUGUUCAGCGACGGGGCGGUGACGCCCUUGGACAUCUACGACUCCAAGGACUUCUCCAUGGCCAUCACCUCCCUGGAUGAGAUGGUGGUGUCCUCACACCAGAGCCUGCAGUCCCUCUGGCCUGUGGUGGUGGCAGAAGGGGACGGGCAGGGGCCCCUGAUCAAAAUUGAGAUGGUGAUCAGCGAGCCCUGCCAGAAGACCAAGCGCAAGAGCGUUCUGGCCAUGGGGAAAGGAAACGUCAAAGUGAAGUUUGGUCAGAAGGAUUUGGACCAGAAAGGGAGCACCAAUGACAUCGAUGAUGUGGAGAAAGAUUUUAAGAGCCAUGCAGGCAAUGCCAUAGAGAAAGCUGCAGAACAAGAGAGGACAGCACAAGACUGGUCCAAAAACCACGAGGAUGUGUCUGGCCCUGAGGACAAUGCAAACAAAAGCACAACUUUCAUCUCUCCCAUUGAUCAGGAGUCCCUGGAGGAUGGCCAGCUUCAAAACAACCCCACUGCCUUCACAGGUUUCCCUGCCCAGGUAGAAAUACCAGGAGAAAACAAUCCCAGUGAUCUCUCAUUGACUUCCAGAGGAUUGACAGACCUGGAGAUUGGCAUGUACGCUCUGCUCUGUGUUUUCUGCUUGGCAAUCUUGGUGUUUCUGAUUAACUGCGUGGCAUUUGCUUGGAAGUACAGGCACAAAAGGUUUGCUGUGAGUGAGCAAGGCAACAUCCCCCAUUCCCAUGACUGGGUCUGGCUUGGAAAUGAGGUGGAGCUCCUGGAAAACCCAGUGGACAUUUCGCUCCCAUCGGAGGAGUGCACUACCAUGAUUGACAGAGGGAUGCAGUUUGAAGAAAGCAACUUUCUCCUUAAUGGGAGUUCUCAGAAGACUCUUCAUAAUCAUAUCCUCAGAUCUUCUGAGUACCUUUGUGAAAAAGAAGUUAAAAGUGAACCUAUAAAUCCUUCUGGGCCAAAGCAGAAGCGAGUAAAGUUCACUUCAUAUACAACAAUACUGCCAGAGGAUGGAGGCCCCUACACCAACUCAAUUCUAUUUGACAGUGAUGAUAAUAUUAAAUGGGUAUGCCAAGAUAUGAAUCUUGGUGAUUCCAAGGAACUUAGGGACUAUAUGGAAAGACUGCAAGACAAUAUGUAAAACUACUUUCUUAUGUUUGUAAUCACCUUUAUGCCUUCUGUUUAUGGAUGGUGGAGCAGUCAGUCCAGUCAGCAAUAGGAACAAGACAGCCCAACCCUGGAGGUCCUGAGAUGAUAACCUGAUGGCAGAGAGCAGGUCCAAGAGGCUGGCUGAGUUAAUCCUGUUUCACCACAAACCAGGAUGUGCCCCUAAAACAGCUCCCUGUAGGUGUUGGAGGUGUCACACACGAUGGCUGUUGCUGUGUACUGCCUGGUUCUAGCAAAAUGCUGAUCCAACUGCGCUCAGACUCAGAGGAGACUCCAUUUGUUGGUCAUCUCUCAUGAGAAAUGGUCAAUCAGAAAAGAAAGGGAUGUUUGUUUGCAUUGAUUUUUUCUAGUCGUCGUCCUUUGUAAAGCACAGUGGACAUUUCUUGCUCACAGCCUGAGAGGAGGCUCACGGAAAAAGGGAUUGGAAUGAAUCUCACUUUAUUGCCUAUGUGCAAUGCAGCCAAGUAGUCUUAUUAUUUUUUACAGAUAUAAAAAACCCCAUGUGGUUAAUUUCUUCUUAUAUUGUUUGUGAAUUUUAUUUGACUUAGGGAACAUUAAAUAUUUUCUUUGAAGGGGUUUGGGUUUUUUUUUUCCGGUUGUACCAAAGUGUAGUACAGUAAUAUUUAUAAUGAUUUGAGUUUUUUAUUCAUCUGCUUCAGCCCCCAGAGAUACCUCCUUCAUCACUGAUUAUCUUCCUCCUUUCCAUAUGGGUCGUUAGUAUUUGAAACAUAGAAAGGAAUUAGAACUCUUACUGGGAAAGGGUUGUGUCUUCUUACAGGGAACUGUAAAUAUAAUAAUAAACCCUGGAAAAUAAAAAUCAAGGAGUAGCCCUGGGUUCACUUUUGUCAUUGCUAAUAUGAAAAAAUAACCUGUAAAAAAACCCCAGCACAUACUUCAAAGGGGAAAUGCUUUGCUGAAACAGUAGCUUGGCUGACAAUACCUGUUAUUAUCUGAGUGGGAAAGUCAAACGUGGCAUUGGAAUGCAUAAAGUGGGAAGGAAAAUUUCCUAGGAAAUAAGCAAAGCCUGGAGUAACUGUUACUCUGUGCUAAUGAAUCCAUUGGUGGUAGAUUCAGCAGGCCAGAGAAGUUCAUGCUCAACAGCCUUGUCUAAACAUCCCUGGCCAUGAAGCCAUUAAAGAGAAAAACUUUACACCAUGUUUCAUUAAAAAGGGAAGAAAAGGCACAUUGGGACUGCAGCCACACAAGGGACUAUCCAAUUUUAUCAAGGAAAACAAAGCUGCCAUUUCAUAUGCAUCACAUCUAAUUUUUUACUGAAGGAUGGCUGAGAUAAGUUGAAAAUUGCACUUAGGAAAAGCCUGAAUCUACAGAAUACUUAAACCCCCCAAUAAAUCACAUGUUCUUGUGAUGGAUCCUGUGCAAUAACCACAAGAGCCAAAUUACAACUGCCUUACAUACUGGAGUUCCCAUCCUUUAGGCAGAUCAAAGCAAGAUUUGAAUUUAUAUAUAAACCAGAAAAUUGUGGGAAAUUCUGCAUUUGGGUCCUAACCACAACUGGGAACAUAUUUAAUGUAACUGCUGCAAAAUACAGGAAUUUUAACAUCGAGACUAGAAGUGAUGACACCAGGCUUAUAUAAGUGAUUAGAGACUUGCUUUUGCUGGCACUGAACUGCACAGGGAGGAGAUGGCAUCUGUUAUAAUCUAAUUUUGAGGAGAGAAAAUAAUAGAGCACAGAUAUGCUUCUGUUUCAUAAGGGAUGCAGCACUUGUGCGUCAGAUGAAGUCUUGGGUUGUUUAACAAAUGUUCUCUCCCCUUUCAGUGAUCCAGGAAAUAAGGAAAGAUGAAUUCCUACAAUGAUCCUUAUCACUUACAACAUAAAAAACCCCUUUUUAGAAUCUAACUUCUCUUUCCAAUGCAUUAUUUGGCCCAAGCAGAGAGCAGAACAAAAAAAAUCCCCUAUUUACUAUUGUUUGCACAAUGUACUGACCCAAACUGACCACAGAUUGAUUGAGUCUGGAAAUCAGAGGAACCAAGCUCUGCUGGCAGGUGCAGAGGGCAAAGAGCCCAAAGAGCAAAGCCUCAGUGAGCCAGUGAGCCCAUGGCCUCAGAGAGAGCUGUUUCCUCAUGGAAAUAUUUCCUUCCUCUCCCCCUGAGGCUGCAUUUCCUCAUGGAAACCUUUCCUUCCAGCCUUGCUUUGGGUUCCACUUCUUCAUGGAAACCUUUCCUUCCAGCCUUGCUUUGGGUUCCAUUUUCUUACAGAAAUAUUUCCUUCCACUCCUGCUUUGGGCUCUGUUUCCUCAUGGAAGCCUUUUCUUCCACUCCCACUGAGGUUCCAUUUCCUCAUGGGAACAUUUCUUUCAACUCCUGCUUUGGGUGCCAUUUCCUCAUGGAAACCUUUCCUUCAGUUCCUGUGAGGCUCCUCAUGGAAACCUUUCCUUCCAGCCCUGAUGAGGCUCCAUCUCCUCAUGGAAACCUUUCCUUCCAGCCCUGAUGAGGCUCCAUCUCCUCAUGGAAGCCUUUCCUUCCAGCCCUGUUUUGGGUUCCAUCUCCUCAUGGAAGCCUUUCCUUCCAGCCCUGAUGAGGCUCCAUCUCCUCAUGGAAGCCUUUCCUUCCAGCCCUGUUUUGGGUUCCAUCUCCUCAUGGAAGCCUUUCCUUCCAGCGCUGCUUUGGGUUCCAUCUCCUCAUGGAACCUUUUCCUUCCAUUCCCACUGAGGUUCCAUUUCCUCAUGGGAGACUUUCCUUCCACUUCUGUGAGGCUCCUCAUGGGAACCUUUCCUUCCAGCCCUGCUGCAGGCUCCCUGCUCGUGUCCCUCUCGUGUCCCCAGGGCCGUGCAGGUGCCCUGGGCUGCUCCCCUGCCUCACCCAUGGUAACAGAGGUCAGCGGCUUCCCUGAGCUGGAGAAUGUCCCUUGGAGGAUCCCAGAGUUCAGGGGCUCCCUGCUGGCACACUGGGGUGUCCCUUGUCCCUGAUGCCCAGACCCUGGCUGUCCCUCGUGCCUGGGCACUCAGGGACGGGCCAGAGCCACCAGGGGACACCUCUGGCCUUUCC
Camarhynchus parvulus is the source of this 6324-nucleotide messenger RNA. It is a transcript of the gene TMEM132B, whose product is annotated as transmembrane protein 132B. The record is from RefSeq and is a predicted model, not a curated record. The transcript is spliced from 10 exons. Bases 29 to 3292 code for a protein of 1087 amino acids. NCBI's taxonomy places the organism in Eukaryota, Metazoa, Chordata, Aves, Passeriformes, Thraupidae.